AUGAACGAAAAUCGGUCGAAUGAGUCGAACGAAGCUCCAGAAGUUUUUUUCGGGGAUCCAUUAUUAACCGCAGAAGAACAAUACAAAAUCGUCAAGAAAACAUUUAAAGAAGUGAUGGGCCACCAAAAUAUGCGGAGCUGGCAGUAUGAAGCGAUCGAAGCAUUGGGUGCGGGAAAAGAUACUUUGAUAGUACAGUGCACAGGAAGCGGAAAAUCUGCAGUAUUUCUCACCUACGCGGCUCUGCAACAAACAGGAUAUACGUUGAUUGUUCUUCCGGUUAACAACAUUCGCGAAGACAUGAUGACGUUUCUGGAUCACUCUGGAAUCAGCCAAACUAAAUUGAGAGACACAAAUUUUCUUGAAUGGGCGGCCAUAAAAGAGUGGAAGAGGCUACGAAACUAUCGCGUCAUCUUUGCAUCUCCUGAAAGCUUGAACAAAAACCAUCUUGUGCUCCAGCUUCUCAACGAACAUCACCCCAUGAAAGCGGCUAUCUUUGACGAGGUGCAUACAUGCAUUGAGUGGAGCUCGUUCAGAACUGAGAUGAAAUUUCUCGGUUUUGCUAGAGAAAUAGCGAGUGCACCAUUUCUAGCGUGUACUGCCACAGCUACAAAACACGUCGAAAGAGGGAUCAAGAAGACAUUGCGGAUGACACAACCCAAGAUAAUAAAAGGCGCAACUGACCGAAAGAAUAUCUACUACAGAAUUCUAACGAAGACAAAUGCGGCAAGAAACAACUCAAAACAAGCAUCGGCAGAGGCCUUGUUUAAUGAUUUGAAGAGAGCUGGACUUGUUAAACCCGACAAAAUAAUCAACAACCGACAGCUCUAUCGGCUAAAGGAACGAGUUCUCAUAUACAUCAAUGUGAGAAAUGAAGGCGAAUUUCUAUACGAUAAUCUUAGCCGAUUUUUCGACAUGCAAAGAUUCGGAAAAUACUUCGGAAACGACGCAAUAAUCAUAAUGGAGGCGGUUAUUGAUUGCAAGGAAAAAGCAACAAUGGCUAAUGUCCUAAAGAAAAUGAAACCGAAAAAACACUUUUAUGCGGUUACAAGGGCGCUCAUCAUUAAUGACUACCUCAAUCUUCGGCAUUAUGAUGGAGAAGGAGCGAUUCGAAUGGUUGUGUCGCUAAAGGGGUACGAUUUUAUGCAGUCGCCCAAAAAAAAAUUCAUCACGGUGCUGACAACUGAGAUGAAAACGCCAAGAAUAAUUUCUAAAGGAAGCCGCGACUGUAUCAUGGAAACAGAAGGCGAACUGAAGGCACAGAAGGAAGAAGAGAACGCAGUGUUCGGCAAGAUAGAAAUCUUCAGAGCUGAAGAGCCACAGAAAAAAAAGGAGGACGCGUAUGAAAGAUCAUAUCGAAAGAUGAUGUACGCAAUUAUGGAGGAUGUGACGCAGCAAUACAAAGAUCGUAAAAAGCCGCAACUUCCUUUCAGCAGAGAGCUAUUGGAACGAGUUAUAUUAUGGCGGCCCACAACGGAAGAAUCAAUGUGUAAAAUUCCAAGAAUGACAGCAGCGGCGGCCAAAAUGUACCAGAGUUUCUAUCUGAACACAGCAAAAUACAAGAAUCUUUGCCCAGAGCUUGAGGUAGAUAGACAAAUCUACGAGGAAGAAGACGCUACCUAUGAAAUGAUGAAAAACCCACCAAAAACCUGGGCGCAAAAAAAACCUCACGAAGAACUGCGAUUGCGCAGCUGGAUGAUUUACAAACGCUACCUUGAUGGAGAAACCAUCGAGCAAAUCGCGCUGAAAGAACACGCCACGCACGACCGAAUCGCCGGCAUCAUGUCGGAAGUCAUAGCAUGUGGUAAACCCAUACAGCUGGAAGAUUUUGGUCUCGGCGAUUUGACAGCAGGAAUGUCAGAAUUAAUAAUGUAA
Messenger RNA from Oikopleura dioica, 1872 nucleotides. Lineage: Eukaryota; Metazoa; Chordata; Appendicularia; Copelata; Oikopleuridae. The record is from the annotation of a GenBank genome assembly.